Messenger RNA from Suncus etruscus (white-toothed pygmy shrew), 3385 nucleotides. It is a transcript of the gene MTMR10, whose product is annotated as myotubularin related protein 10. The transcript is spliced from 16 exons. The record is from RefSeq and is a predicted model, not a curated record. The coding region runs from base 1 to 2274 and encodes 757 amino acids. Lineage: Eukaryota; Metazoa; Chordata; Mammalia; Eulipotyphla; Soricidae.
AUGUUCUCGCUCCGGCCGCCGCGACCUUCCUUCAGGUCCUACCUGCUGCCGCCCCAGGCCGACGACCAGGCGGGCAACUCCGAGCCCAAGAUCAAGAAGCUGGAGCCGGUGCUUUUGCCAGGGGAGAUCGUGGUCAACGAAGUGAACUUUGUGAGGAAAUGCAUCGCGGCCGACACGAGCCAACACGACCUGUGGGGGAAGCUGGUUUGCAGCAACUUCCGGAUCUCUUUCCUCACCGAUGACCCGAUGCCCUUCCAGAAGUUCCGCUACCGCAACCUCCUUCUGGGGGAGCAUGACGUUCCGCUGACAUGCAUCGAGCAGAUUGUUACAGUGAAUGACCACAAGAGGAAGCAGAAAGUCCUGGGCCCCAACCAGAAACUGAAAUUCAACCCCACGGAGUUGAUCAUCUACUGUAAAGAUUUCAGGAUCGUCCGAUUUCGCUUUGAUGAAUCGGGUCCCGAAAGUGCCAAAAAGGUGUGCCUUGCCAUAGCUCAUUAUUCCCAGCCAGCAGACCUCCAGCUACUCUUUGCAUUUGAAUAUGUUGGGAAAAAAUACCACAAUUCAGCCAGCAGGAUGAAUGGCGCGUGCCCCGCAGGCAGUGGGGCCCCCCAGACACCCCUGUUUGAGACGUAUUCGGAUUGGGACCGUGAGGUGAAGAGGACGGGCGCCUCAGGGUGGCGUGUGUGCUCCAUCAACGAGGGCUACAUGAUCUCCACGUGCCUGCCCGAGUACUUCGUGGUGCCCAGCUCCUUGGCCGACCAGGAUCUCAAGAUCUUUUCGCACUCCUUUGUGGGGAGAAGGAUGCCACUCUGGAGCUGGAGCCACGCCAACGGCAGCGCCCUGGUGCGGACGGCCCUGGUCAAGGAUGCCCUGCAGCGGCGCAAGAUCGACCAGCGAAUUUGUAACGCCGUGACCAGGAGCCACCCACAGAGGAGCGACGUGUACAAGUCGGACCUGGAGAAGGCCCUGCCCAGCAUCCAGGACGUCCAGGCGGCCUUCAUGAAGCUCAAGCAGCUGUGUGUGAGCGAGCCCUUUGAAGAGACGGAGGAGAGGUGGUUUUCUUCUCUGGAAAACACUCGGUGGCUAGAGUAUGUAAGGACGUUCCUCAGACACUCGGCAGAGCUCGUGUACGUGCUGGAGGACCGGCACCUUUCCGUCGUCCUGCAAGAGGAGGAGGGCAGGGACCUGAGCUGCGUGGUGGCGUCCCUGGUGCAAGUGAUGCUGGACCCGCACUUCCGCACCAUCACCGGCUUCCAGAGUCUGGUCCAGAAGGAGUGGGUGAUGGCGGGCUACCAGUUCCUCGACCGCUGUGACCACCUGCGAAGGUCGGGGAAGGAGUCGCCCCUGUUCCUGCUCUUCCUGGAUGCCACAUGGCAGCUCCUGGAGCAGCAGCCUGGCGCCUUCGAGUUCUCGGAGACCUACCUGGCGGUGCUGCUGGACAGCACCCGCGUGUCGCUCUUCGGCACCUUCCUCUUCAACUCCCCACACCAGCGCGUGCAGCAGAGUACGGAGUUCGCCAUUAGCAAGAACAUCGAGCUGGGCGACGAGAAGGGCCUGGCGUUCCCGUCCGUCUGGGACUGGGCGCUGCAGUUCUCCGCCCAGGACCGCAGCCUCUUCCUCAACCCGGCCUACGUGGGCAAGAGCGCGCCCUGCCUGCAGCGUGCCCGGCUUUCCCGGCGCCCCAAGAAAAGCUCCAGCUCCACGCUCCGGGGACUGCCGGCCACCUUCAGGAACGGGGUCCUCAGUGGCACGGGGGUGCUGCCCAGAAGAAACUCGCUCGUCCUCACAGUCCGGCCAGAGCCACGGCCGCCAGAGGAGACCGCCGGGCCGAGCGGGGGGAUGGACGCCUACUUCAGGGAGUGGUGCUCCCGGCCCGUGGACCUGCACGGGGUGCUCCUGCCGCACCUCUCAGCGGCCCACAUCAAACUCUGGAAGCUCUGCUACUUCCGCUGGGUCCCCGAGACGCAGAUCCACCUCGGGGGCUUCGUCACGGCCUUCCACAAGCUCUCGGUGCUGGCCGACGAGGUGGACACGCUGAGCAGGACGUUGGGGCAGCCCGGCGAGCUGGGCCCAGGCCGCCACGACAACCACCACCUCUACUUCCGGGCCGGGGGGCCCCAGGCUGCAGGGACCCCCGACUUCCUUUCCUCCUCUUUCCCCUUCUCUCCCGUUGGCAACUUCUGCCGCCGCAGCAUCCUGGGGACGCCGCUGAGCAAGUUUUUGAGUGGGGCCAAGAUCUGGUUGUCCACCGAGACGCUGGCCAACGAAGACUGAGCCGGCGGAACUUUCCGAAGCAUCCUUGCCCACGCCCCGGGGAGCUGUUCCUGUCCCAACUGAGCCCCACUGGGCUCCAGGGCUCCAGGCCACUGCCCUGCCUCUGGGUCCUGGGCCCUGAUCGCUGCUCAAGGCUUCAGACUUGCCUUUCCCUUGGCGGGUCCUGCUUAGGAUUGUCCCGCCCACCGUCUGCCAUAACAAUAGAAACACAAGUGCCUUGGACCUGAACACUGAGGGCUGUGCCAGGAACAAAAAUCUGGGGUGUUGGGGGCCAAAGUGGCUGACCUGCGUUGGACCCUGGCAUCCCAGGGUCCCUAAGCACCUCAGGGAGUGAUUCUUGAAUGCAGAGUAACCCCUAAUCAGGGAGGCUCCAGCCUACAGCUCCCAGUUUCCUUCAGGUUGUCAUGACCAAACCUCCUGUACCUGAAGCUCAUGUGACCUGGGGCUCCUGGCUCCCUCCCGAAAUGAACCCCUCUGUGUUUCAGGAUGGACGUGUCCACUUUGGCUGUCCUUAUCCUCUUUCACACCAUUUCAACUAGCUGCCUCCUUCCCACCUUUCUCGAACAGGCUUUCUGCAGCUUCUGUUCUUCCCUUUGAAGCACCGAAGGCCUUUGGGGUUUACACAAUUGCUUGAGGUGUUGCAGGAGACACUGCCAAGUCCUUCCCAGGAAAGUGCCCUUUUUGGCCUGGCAUGGCCUGCCAUGCCGAGGUCCCCGUGCCCUUCCUCACAAGCUGCUUGGGUACCAGUUGUCGAAAACCUGGUAUCUUAAGGGAGGGUAGAUCAUUUUGGCCUUUUUCAUAUUUUCCUGUCUGAGUCAUUUUUAACUUCCAAGAUUAAAAGGGAUCAGGUGCCACUGAUGUGUGUGACGGAUGCGGUAGACCAUGUGAGCAAUGGGGCCAGCCCUGGGACAGAUGCCCAUGGCCCCGCCGCAGCCUGACUUUUCAGGGCUCUGGGUGGACCCAGCCGUGUGUGUGGCCAGAGCGAUUGUGGGGAGACGGGCAAGGUUCUUACCUCGAAUGUGGCUGACCAGGUUUGAUCUCAGCACCCCAUGUGACCACUGAACCCCAUUGGGUGUGGCCCCAAACAGAAAUAAAGUUAUGUGGCCUCUUA